Dipodomys spectabilis (banner-tailed kangaroo rat) is the source of this 3378-nucleotide messenger RNA. RefSeq names its product kinesin family member 3C (gene Kif3c). The record is from RefSeq and is a predicted model, not a curated record. Gene Ontology annotation, molecular function: plus-end-directed microtubule motor activity; ATP binding; microtubule binding. NCBI's taxonomy places the organism in Eukaryota, Metazoa, Chordata, Mammalia, Rodentia, Heteromyidae. Bases 378 to 2759 code for a protein of 793 amino acids. Gene Ontology annotation, cellular component: nucleus; spindle microtubule. The transcript is spliced from 9 exons. Gene Ontology annotation, biological process: microtubule-based movement; mitotic spindle assembly.
GGACGAGGAGGAGGAGAAGACAGCUCAGCCGCCCACCCCCCAUCCCAUUUUCCUUUAUCUCAUUGUUGCCGACGCCGCUUGCGGCCCCAGCAUGGGGCGCGCUGGGCCGGCGCGUCUCCCGCCGCUGCCCGGGGAUUCUGCCUGAAUCCGCCCGCCCAGCUCCCGCACCGCGGACCGGAGAGAGCUCCGUGCAGGCCCGGACCGCGGCGGCGGCGGCGGCGGCGGCGGGGCCGCCUCCCAGCAUCCCCCCCCCCCUCGGAGGCUGAAUGCGGAUAGCGGAGCGGCGCCUGCGGGCUGGGCCGGCCCUGCUGAUCCCGACCUAGGGGAGCCGGACGUCAGCGAUCGCCAGGGCUGCGGAGGGAGGACGGAGCUGCAAGAUGGCCAGCAAGACCAAGGCCAGCGAGGCCCUGAAGGUGGUAGCCCGGUGCCGCCCCCUGAGCAGAAAGGAGGAGGCCGCGGGUCACGAGCAGAUCCUGACCAUGGACGUGAAGCUGGGCCAGGUGACCCUGCGGAACCCCCGCGCGGCCCCCGGGGAGCUGCCCAAGACCUUCACCUUCGACGCCGUGUACGAUGCCAGCUCCAAGCAGGCCGACCUGUAUGACGAAACCGUGAGGCCCCUGAUCGACUCGGUGCUCCAGGGCUUCAAUGGCACCGUGUUUGCCUAUGGCCAGACCGGCACGGGCAAGACCUACACCAUGCAGGGCACCUGGGUGGAGCCCGAGCUGCGAGGGGUCAUCCCCAAUGCCUUCGAGCACAUCUUCACCCACAUCUCCCGCUCUCAGAACCAGCAGUACCUGGUCCGGGCCUCCUACUUGGAGAUCUACCAGGAGGAGAUCCGAGAUCUGCUCUCCAAGGAGCCGGGCAAGCGGCUGGAGCUCAAGGAGAACCCCGAGACCGGUGUCUACAUCAAGGACCUCUCCUCCUUUGUCACCAAGAACGUCAAAGAGAUCGAACACGUGAUGAACCUGGGGAACCAGACCCGGGCGGUGGGCAGCACUCACAUGAACGAGGUCAGCUCCCGCUCCCAUGCCAUCUUCGUCAUCACCGUGGAGUGUAGCGAGCGGGGCUCCGAUGGCCACGACCACAUCCGCGUGGGCAAGCUCAACCUGGUGGACUUGGCUGGCAGCGAGAGGCAGAACAAGGCCGGCCCCAGCCCCGCUGGCGGGCCAACUCCGCAGGCCACCGGGAGCGGUGGUGGUGGUGGUGGCAGCGGCGGUGGAGGCGGCGGAGAGAGGCCCAAGGAAGCCUCCAAGAUCAACCUCUCCCUGUCUGCCCUGGGCAACGUGAUCGCCGCCCUGGCAGGCAACAGGAGCACUCACAUCCCUUACCGGGACUCCAAGCUGACCCGGCUGCUCCAGGACUCUCUGGGCGGGAAUGCCAAGACCAUCAUGGUGGCCACCCUGGGGCCAGCCUCUCACAGUUACGAUGAGAGCCUCUCCACCUUACGCUUUGCCAACCGAGCCAAGAACAUCAAGAACAAACCCAGGGUGAAUGAGGAUCCCAAAGACACGCUGCUGCGAGAAUUCCAGGAGGAGAUUGCCCGCCUGAAGGCCCAGCUGGAGAAGAAGGGGAUGUUGGGGAAGCGGCCACGGAGGAAGAGCAGCCGGAGGAAGAAGGCUGUGUCAGCCCCGGCCGGGUUCCCUGACGGGCCUGUGAUCGAGGCCUGGGUGGCGGAAGAGGAAGAUGAUCACAACAAUAAUCACCAGCCGCCCCAGCCCAUCCUGGAGACAGCCUUGGAGAAGAACAUGGAGAAUUACCUGCAGGAGCAGAAGGAGCGUCUGGAGGAGGAGAAGGCUGCCAUUCAGGACGAUCGCAGCCUGGUGAGUGAGGAGAAGCAGAAGCUGCUGGAGGAGAAGGAGAAGAUGCUGGAAGAUCUGCGGCGGGAGCAGCAGGCCACGGAGCUGCUUGCGGCCAAGUACAAGGCUAUGGAAAGUAAGCUGCUCAUUGGCGGCAGGAACAUCAUGGAUCACACCAAUGAGCAGCAGAAGAUGCUGGAACUGAAGAGGCAGGAGAUCGCUGAGCAGAAACGCCGUGAGAGGGAAAUGCAGCAGGAGAUGAUGCUCAGAGAUGAGGAGACCAUGGAGCUCCGGGGUACCUACACAUCCCUGCAGCAGGAGGUGGAGGUCAAAACCAAGAAACUCAAGAAGCUCUACGCCAAGCUGCAGGCGGUGAAGGCGGAGAUCCAGGAUCAACAUGAUGAGUACAUCCGCGUGCGGCAGGACCUGGAGGAGGCGCAGAAUGAACAGACCCGGGAACUCAAGCUCAAAUACCUAAUCAUUGAGAACUUCAUCCCCCCUGAGGAGAAGAACAAGAUCAUGAAUCGGCUCUUCCUGGACUGCGAGGAGGAGCAGUGGAAGUUCCAGCCGCUGGUGCCUGCUGGAGUCAAUAACAGCCAAAUGAAGAAGCGGCCAACAUCUGCAGUGGGCUACAAGAGGCCUAUCAGCCAGUAUGCUCGGGUUGCCAUGGCAAUGGGGUCUCACCCCAGAUAUCGGGCUGAAAAUAUAAUGUUUUUGGAGUUGGAUGUGUCCCCUCCAGCGGUCUUUGAGCUGGAAUUUUCUCAUGAUCAAGAACAAGACCCUCGUACCCUACACUUGGAGAGGCUCAUGCGGUUGGACAGCUUUCUGGAAAGACCUUCCACAACUAAAGUCCGAAAGUCCAGAUCCUGGUGCCAGAGUCCUCAGCGGCCUCCACCCUCUACCACACAUGCCUCGCUGGCCUCCGCUCCUCUGCGCCCCACGACUGUGGUGGACCAUGAGUGACAGACAUCCCUCAGUCAGGCUGCCCAUCUGACAGACUCCUAAGAUGGCAGCCAACCCUGGCUCAUCUCAUCCACCGCUUGCUUUGGCAAGAACUCAUGGCUUCCCAAACUCUGCUCCCUAUCCACGGACCCAACACUUGGAUGGGAAUUGUGAGCCAAUCAGUGAUUGAGUGCCACCUCUGGACCUGUAGGAAAUGGAACUAUGUUGAGACCAUCAGGAGAUUGUUAUCAAGGGAAGUUCCGACUCUUGACUUAUAUGCUUCUGAGAAGUUCCUCUGGUCAACAAGAUAUCAAGCCAGCUUCCCAUUUUUGAGAUGUGGCUUCUUCCUGCUUUGAUCAUGCUUUCCUGCAGAUGUCAGAUCUCGGUUCCUAGUGGGAGGGAUCAGUGUCAUUCUGUCCCUGGCUAAAUGAAGGUGUCAAAAUCGGUUGCUUUGUUUCUCUUCAUUUAGUACAGGAAAUAGAUAGAGGCACAGUCUAUGCUGACUUUGCCAGUUACCUCUGUUUCUGUUUGGGGGACACUUUUGUUGAAAAUGAAUUCUCAUGAAAAUUGGUCCUUCUCCACCUUCCUUUGUGACAGUCCAGAAUAUCUGAUAUUGCAAGUAAUCAGUAAAUUUCUAUUU